CCACUUGCACUGUACUGGCAGCACGAUAAGCAAAGCUGUAAUAAGUCAGGAAGAAGAGUGGGACUCGACGUGGUCUUCACAUCAGUAACGUUAAGACUUAGCAGUGAUGUCGGAGUCAAAUAGGAGGGUUAUUCUUCGUUCGCGUCCAGGGGACAGUGGUGUGACGGUAACAGAGAAUUUUGCAACAGAAGAAUGUCCAUACCCAGCUGACCUUCCAGAUGGCCAAAUCUUGGUGAAAACUCUAUGCCUAUCAGUGGACCCAUAUAUGAGAAGCCGACUGAAUGAAAAGACAAGAGCUGCAUAUCUGCUGCCGUGGAAGGUUGGUCAUACUGUAGAUGGAGGUGGUGUAGCACUUGUUCUGGAGAGCAAGCAUGAUGAUUAUAAACCUGGUGACAUUGUACAGACUGCCUCCCUACCAUGGCAACUGUACAGCCAGGUCAAGGUCGGUCAGUACUUUUCAAAGGUAGAGAAAGCCUUGGUUGGAGACCAUUACUCCUUAGCUGUUGGAGCACUUGGGAUGCCAGGUCUCACAUCCCUGCUUGGAAUCAAGCAUAAAGGUCAUUUAGUUCCUGGAACCAAUCAAACUAUGGUCAUCUCAGGGGCUGCUGGAGCAUGUGGAACUGUAGCUGGGCAGAUAGCAAAGAUCCAGGGAUGUGGACGUGUUAUUGGGAUCUGUGGUACCGAUAAGAAGUGCGAGAUGCUAACUGAGGAGUUGGGUUUUGAUGUAGCUAUUAACUACAAGACUCAGAAUGUGGAAGAGCGUCUGAAGGCUGCCUGCCCUCAAGGAGUAGAUAUCUACUUUGAUAAUGUCGGAGGAAACAUCAGUGAUACAGUUAUAAUGCAGAUGAACAAAGACAGUCAUAUUAUUCUGUGUGGGCAAAUUUCAAUGUACAACAACUUGCAUCGUGAAUAUCCGCCUCUGUUAGCAGACGAUAUAGCACAGAGACUCAAAGAUUUCAACAUCAAAAGAGAGAGAUUCUUAGUCCUGACAUAUGAACAAGAUUUCCCAGAGGCCUUGGUUCAACUAGCAACAUGGGUCAAAGAAGGAAAAUUAAAGGUAAAGGAGACUGUGACUGAAGGUCUGGAAAACACAGGAGCAGCAUUUGUUUCCAUGAUGUCUGGUGGUAAUGUAGGAAAACAGAUCGUCCAUGUUGCAGACCCAUAAAGAUGUCAGUUUAUUAAUUAACCCAAGACCUACUGAAAACAGGUUGUUCUUGUGUACUGAGUAUAAGAAUUAUAGAAUUUAGUGGGUAAGCAGACAAAUAACAGACCUUGGGUCUGGGUCUGUUUCAUAAAGAGAUAUGACUACAUGUAUGAUAACUUACUAUCAUCAUUUCCAUGGUAACAUGGCUCAUCUGUCAAUUUAAAUUGAGGUUUCCAUAGUAGUUACCAAAAUGUCAUAGUUACCAUUGAUGUCCUGAUAAAGUUUCUCUAUAAAAGUCAGUCUUGAUAAAUUAUAAUUUUGAUGACACAAUUCUGUGAUCAAAAGCUAUGUAAACCUCUUUUUCAUUUUUAUGAAUAGACCAAUUUGAGCCUUACGUGACUUGUAUACUGCCACAUCUAGAGGCUGGCAUAGGUGGGUGGUGUGAGGAACAAGUUCCAAGAUGACCAUUGCUCCUCAAUUGCUUGUAAGAGCAAUCUCUGGGGAGCGUUUCAUGAAAGGACUUGUCUGACGUUUUAUCCGACAAGUCCCAUUUGAUCCGACAGUUACCAUAGUAACAGUACCUCUCAGCCAAUCAACAUCAGAGAAUGAUGUCAGAUGAAACACUCUCCGGAUCUUCAUGCGAAGCAUGUCCAUCUAAGAUGAGGAGCACAGGAUUUUCCUCUGUCCUAUCCUGAGCACACUGCUUGAGGAAGAUCUUUUCAAAUCACCCCAACAUCAAAUCGCCAUCUACAAAUCCACUUUUUAAUUUUCCGUACAGGCAGCCAUUGGGACCUCCUUGGGUGUAGUUUCCAUGUAUUUUUUUUUACAUGCAAUAUUUCUGUGGGCAGGUAAUGGUAGAUGGGCAUCAAUAGGAGUUAUCCGGAAGGGUCUCUGCUUGAGCUGUUACUGACCAGUACUUCAAUUUACUUUUUUAUUCCAUAUCAAAAGAUGCAUGUCUUUGCACUUAGUUGACACUUGACAAUGCCUUGAUGGGCUUCAUGUAUCUUGGUCAGGUAUUCAGCUCUCAACUUCUCUAGAAUGAUCAGUCUAGGUCCCUUGAGUAGUAUGCUAUCCUCAAUCGAGAGCUCAUCUCGAAAUGGCCAGUACUUGCGAAGUGUCUGACUCAUGCCACACUUCUCAUCAGGCCAUCCUUGUAAAAUUGUAUCACGAUGAGGACAUAAUUCUUGGUCCUGUGCUGCACGUGUCGAAUCUCUUGUCCGCUUUGUGUCUGAGAGCAUUAGUUGAUCUGUAUCGAUGCUUCUGGCUCUUUGUCCGGGAGUGGAUUGAGUCACAACAUGGCAUCACAAAGGAGCAUAUCCUUGCCUGAUUUGUACUUGAUUAUCAGGUCUUAUUCAUGAAUCCUUAAUCUUAAAAGGACUGGGGGGUUAUGAUGCCCCCCCUCAACACUUCGCACGAUAUUUUCGUUAUUUUUUUUCACUGAAGUCUCAUGCAACUUUUGAUACCAAAUUCUCAACAUACGGGCAUAGCAUCACAAUGCCACAUGACUUUUUACAACACAACUUAAUGCCGAAAAUGGCUCAUUUUUAUUUUAUUUUUUUCCUAAGUCUAUGGGAGAUGAAUUCUUAAAAGGGUGAUUAUUUUU
Messenger RNA from Lytechinus variegatus (green sea urchin), 2747 nucleotides. RefSeq names its product prostaglandin reductase 2-like. Gene Ontology annotation, molecular function: 15-oxoprostaglandin 13-reductase [NAD(P)+] activity. Lineage: Eukaryota; Metazoa; Echinodermata; Echinoidea; Temnopleuroida; Toxopneustidae. The transcript has 7 exons. The record is from RefSeq and is a predicted model, not a curated record. The coding region runs from base 107 to 1165 and encodes 352 amino acids. Gene Ontology annotation, biological process: prostaglandin metabolic process.